Molecule: messenger RNA, 1072 nt
Organism: Melanotaenia boesemani (Boeseman's rainbowfish)
Lineage: Eukaryota; Metazoa; Chordata; Actinopteri; Atheriniformes; Melanotaeniidae
Exons: 2
Coding region: 133-831 (232 amino acids)
Source: RefSeq, a predicted model, not a curated record
GCAAGAUGAGCACAUAAUUGGCUCUUUCAGUUCCCUUAAACACUAGACAUUUCUCUUUACGUGCUCCAAGUUGCAGACAGUAAUUUACACAAACUCGUGAUCUUUUUAGCAGCACAUCAGCAACAUACCAACAUGAAUUGCCUGUUGUAUUGCUCAGAAAUCCUGGGUGUUUUGCUGUUUAUCCCCUGGUCUGCAUAUGCUGAAAAAACUGUAAAUUCAUCAGUCACCACUGUUGAGGGUAACUCAUCAACUGUCAACACAAUGAACCCUGGGAAAGGAGAAAUCAUCUCUAUGACGAGAACCACUUCAGUUUCACCUACACCACAGAUCACCCAAACCACUGCCCCCCCAUCACCACAGUUCUUGAAGAAGGAAUGUCUCCAAGUGACGCUGGUGUGUGGUGGGCUGAUUCUAGUCUCCACUUUCCUCCUGAUAAUAACUUUGCUGUUGACGUGGAAGAUCUGCCAGUUGCGCAGAUGCCUCAAGAUGAUGAGCAGCAACACUGAGUUCUGGGUGGAAACAGACAAGAAGAACCAAAGUGAGCCACAAACAGAAACCAAGGAGACCACAGUGUUAAUGGCGGAUUUAAGUCAAACAAAUCAGGAGAUGAAGAAUGGUUCUGCUAUGGAGGAUGUAGGGAAGGCUGAUGACGAUGGACAAACAGAAGAGAAGAAGGAGGCGGAAGAAACUCCAAACACCGAAGAGGCUUCAGCUGCUGUUGAAGCUUCAUCCCCCUCAAACCCACAAGAAGAGGCUGGCAGUUCUCAGCCUACUGCAGCUGUUGCGGCCUCCUCCUCUGAGGUCACAGAGGAACCAAAGGAUGUGCCAUAGAGCUUCAAAUGUGAAACCAGAAAAAAUCUUUUGCAACUACUUUUACCUCCGUGUGGCUUUACAACCCUUAACCUGUCAAUAUAGUUUUAAUAUUUUCCAGCAGCUUUUAAUUUCCUGUUAAUCAAACUGCUCUGUUAAACCUGUCAAACUGCACACUUUCUGUAGCUUUUCUGAUUUAAAACAACUUCUUACAUGCACUGAGUUGACAUUUGUCUCUUUUGAAAAUUAAAAUACCCUGAUA